UGAAUUUUUAGCAAUGUUUGUUUCCCACAGAAGAAUUGCGCCAAAAACAGAUCAUAUUUGCUUUACGUCUUGAACGUUCGGCGCGCCUAAAGGUAUGCAAUAUAUCGUUUUUACUGGUUUUGAACCAGUUCUAACAAAUCGACCAUCGGGAACUACUCAUCCGUGGAAAUAAUAUUUAGUACAUUCAUGAAAAACAGCUAUUUGGUUAAAGAUUUUUUUGCUAAUCCUAUUUUCUGGCUUAAUACAACCAUUCUAGAAGUCCUUUUUAAAACCCAUCAUCGAGUGAUCGACGAUGGUAAAUGCUUAUUGCAUACUUCAAGGCGCACGGUAUUACAAUUGUUCUUCUAAACUGCUGUUCCUUUACUAUCACUUCGACGAGAGCAUAUUUGCGACAAGAUAACAGCAGACGAAAUCAGCUGUUGCUGGGUUGAGACAUACGUACGACGACCCGCAGCUUCUUAUAGUGUUUGCUGGCGUCGCAUUGCUAUUGUACUGUGUGUGUGGUCUUUACACUGCACGCCCGUAUCAUCCAAUCCCAUCGUCUUGUAAUGCUACCCGUACCGGUAUCGCUACUAGAAGAAUUUUAAUCACAGAUACUGACAUUGAUUCUCACGAGAGCAGCCGCCGUUUCGAUGAAGUGUGGUGCGUACGCCACAGCCGGUGCGAGAGUGUCUGUAUGCUGCUUGUGUGGACGGGUGCCGUGGACUUUUCCCGCGUCAUGGCAGUACUGCUGUGCGCUCAGUAGACGAAUGUUCACCCAACCGGUCGCAUCGCGUUCGGGACGUGUCGGUAGUUUCUUCGGCCAACUGAUACGAUAAACGGUACGAUCGAUUCGUACCGAGGCGCACUAUUAUCUAGCCUGUGGUGGUGUUCGCUAGUAGUUGCGUGUCUGGUAAAAGUGCGUGAUCGUCGUUCAUCAGUGCUAUCACUAAAUUGCAACUUCCGUGGUGUUAGUUCAUUAACGUGUGACGUGACGUGCAUUAACAAUUCCGAUCUUUGCACUAUUGGUGAUCGAUUCUAACAGUGGCCGAGUUCCAUUCCGAGUUCGCUUUGGUGCAAUGUGAGAACCAUUUGCAGUAGUAUCUUCCCAGUGCCACCCAAAUAGUAUUGACAUCUUCAAUGUCUUGGGAUGCUCAAUAUUUGUUCCUCAACAAGCGUUGUGUUUAUGAAGGUGCGUCCUCACUUAACAAGCAAGCAAUCAGUAACCUUAAAAAGUGGAAAGUCCUUCGAUACUAGCAGCAGGGCGGCUGAUUGUUCUGUGGCAUUUGUCACACUUGUGCGCCGUGGGUCAAGUAGUUGAAGGUGGCUUAAGGCGACAAAAUGUUUAAAAGCAAACAUCGUUCCGGCGGCCACGAGCAUCAUCAUCAUCACCAUCAUCAGCAGGUAAAUAUAGAUCCGGACGACGGUUGCAUCGAUUACAAGCGAGGGGGCCGCUGUUUCGUUUCGCGAUCAAACGCCCACGAAGAGGAAGUAGAAUUUUAAAAUAUCAACAAAAACACAAAUGCAAUCCCCUUGCGGUUGUGAUCUCCACGACAUUCGUUCCUAAUGGUUUCUUUAGAAGCAUAGCAUGUUUUGUCUAAGACACGAAGAAUGAAUGUCCAUUUGUUUGGGGACGACACGAGCUUAAACCAUACACGAAAAUUAUUGCAAAUGUUCGCGGGAAGGUUGUGUCAUGAGCUGAGGACGUGUUUUCUACUAUCUGUGCGAAAUGUUUAAAAGCAACUCAAAACUGCUUACACUACACAGACUGCAGACAGAGAUCAUAUUUCGUCUACAAACGGAUGUGCUUCCAAUGUUCCAAAAAGGGAAGACACUUCAAACGAAUGCACGAUGGUCACGGGUGUUUAUUUGCGAAAAGAUAUCAUGGCACUGGCCACGGGAUCUCUUAUCAGCACGCAGUACAAGAGCAAACCAUAAAGGCCCAUUCGAUAGGACUGGCCUGGCACUUGACGGUGUUUUCGCCCCUGUGGUCGCUUAUCAUGUGUGUGGCAGGGUUGACGGAAUUCUCCCAUGUACGGCGCUCGUUAGCCAAUUAACAUUCAACGCGAAACACGUUGUUUGCCAUCACUUAUUGCUGUGGUUGUUUAAUUAAAGAACAACCCAUAUCCUGAUCGUUCGCUCAAAAGUGCGGUACCUUUGGCUUAGUAUCCGACCGCGACCGGUUGCGUGGGAUAUAGGUCGAACAGCAAAAUAUAAUGGUACAGUGUGUGCAUCGUGUGAUCGCACUUCGCCUGAAUGAUACUUAAUAAACCCUCGAAGGGACUAUAAUUCAUCGUUCAUCGACACGCUGACGUUAUCGUGAUUAAAGAAAUGAGUGUACGAGGUGUUAAGCUGUCUGAUUUACAAUCUUCACAAUUACUCUCAGUCUGUGCGUGUGUGGGUGUGUGUGUGCUCAUCGUAAAACAAUAUGGCGAUCAAUUGGUCAAUAAAUUUCCCUUCAUCAAACCACCGAAGGUGCGUGGUAGCAGGCAGUUUGUUAAUUUAUUCUAAUUGAUGUCCUUUACUAUUGAUAAUGGCAUCAAAGUCAGUGGAAGGCGUUAUGAAAGAUGAUACUGUUGUAUCGUGAGAGGAAGAAAAGGAGGAAGGUUACAACCUUUAAACUAAUGGACAGUGAGUGAGUGGGUAUUUCGUGUUUUGUUGCUUGACUUGACAUGACUGUGUAGGCCAACAAGACGAUGACUGAUUUUCACCAUUAUCAUGCACAAUUCAAUAUACCCUUAAAGCAUAUCUACCUUAACAAAUGUUUCGAAUAAAAUACAAGCGCUACAAGCGCUCUUAUCUUCAUGAUUGUGGUAAAAAAAGCGUUAAAAAAGAAUAUUACUUUAUAUAACCAUUGUUUAACUAAAUUUAUUUUAUUUCUGUUGUAAACACACUAUUCGACCAUCGAUCUAUCAUUAUUUAUUGAAGUUCCAUACCAUUAUCCUUAUCAUACGAUAUAUUAUUGGCUUCCUAAAAGAAAGACAAAAGUGUUCUUCAAUUCAAUGUUUUAUAAGCCAUAUUUUUCAGCAUUUAAAUAAAUGUCAUUUCUUCGCCGCCGUGCAUGUUCUGUUAGUGUAUGUUGUUUUUAAAACCGGAAAAAAACUCAAACAAAGAUUGGUUUCAAUGUUACUGUGCUCGAUGGUGUUGUUGUUUUACUAGAGCAAGAAACAUUCUACUAGAGCAGAAAGGAUUACAACUACUAGAAUGGACUCUUACAAUGAAUAGCAUCGAUUUGUAUUACCUCCUGUAGUGAGAUUCGCUGGAGUUUUUUUCGCUUUUUCCAUGCAACCGCUGGUGCCGUGACUAGGAUUUGUGACACUCCGGGUAUCAUCGGUGUAGGAUAGCGUAAUAGUUUCAAUAGUUCCUUGUUAGCGGAAUAUGUACGUGCUAGAAUAGAACGAUUAGAUUCACCUUCUUCCUUGCUUCGGCAUAGAAUAGAAGCAUUAUAUAUUGAAAUGCUAGUAUUUAACGUAGAAGUGUUAGUAGAAGUGUAGCAUUAGAGCCGUAUUCAUAUGCAAAAAAAAAACAAAAUAAAGGGAAAUUAAUGAUUUAUAUCAUAAAUUGGACAUGACAGGAGUUUCCACUAUAUCAGAAAGAGAAGAGAGAGAGAGAAAGAUGAUAAAUACAUGUAUCUUUCUUUCUACUUUACACAUAUCUUAAUUAAGAACUGUGGAAAUUCCUGAAUCGAAUUUUGUUUGUUAAAGUAUUUAAUAAAAAUAUCAAGUGGCUCAACUGAUAUAAAUUUAAGAUAGUAAAACUCUUUCAUACAAAUUCAUCAUUCCAAGAUAAGGUGAUCACAUACAAAUGGGUAACCUUCCUCUAGCCUGCUCUAGGUGCGUUUGCUUACCCUGCUCGCAUAAUAGUAACCGAACCCCUUUUACUAAUCGGAAUGACAGCUACUACAGAGUCGUUUUUUUGUCCGUUCGUUUCCCAAUCCGUGUCUAACCUUUCGCUCGUCCUGUUCCUUCCUCCGGAUUGUUUGUUUUUGUUUUCUACUUUUAGUGCCCAUGCUGCAUUGCCGGUUAGUGGCCGUUCGUUGUUGUUUUUUUUUGGUAAGAGUUUUAGAAUGCUGCUAAACGCCGCGCUAGCAAUGUUUGCCAUUAGCCGAAUGCCGGAAUGCUCCGAAUGAUAACCGAUUUCGUACUGUUUUGUUGUUGUGUCUUAUGCGUCGAUUUUGCUGUUUUAUUUCCAGACUCUGUUGUGUUUGUUGCGUUCGAACGCUCCUCAGACGUGUGUUUCGUUUGUUCAGCUGUAUGUUAAACGUCCGUUCCGUUGCUCCACCUUUGCGACCGUCUGUACAGAACCUAUCCGAAGAAGAGUAGACCAAACCAAAUAGAAAACACAAGAGGAAAAGUACUCUAUAGCAAGGACUCAAGGGCUUUGGUGGCUUUAUUUUUUGUGGGAUCAUUCCGUAAGGCUGUGUCCGUUCGUGUACGGAUGGACAAUGAGCAAGAUUCCCCAGGGUGACAGUGCGGCAUAGCUAUACUUAACGCAUAAAGCACCGCCGGAGGCAUACUGAAGGAACCGUCACUAACCCAAGAGCUGAGAUCAUCACAUCAGCAAUUCUAACCACUCGAGACAAUCAACGUUUGUACAUCUUCACUAGUGAUCAUUACUGCGUCUUCGGUUUCUUUAGUCGUAUGGAUGGAGACAAGAGCUACGAUCACGUGAAGGCUUUGGUGAGCAGCAUUCACGGAUCGUUCGCCGAUGCAUCGUUGCUGGAUCGCACUAACAACAACAGCCCGUUGGGGUUGCGAACCGCUGCGACUACACCGUCCAGAACACCGUCACCUUCACCGUCCCCUUCACCGGAUGUUGUCCGGACGACCACAGAGGAUGAUUCGCAGGCACAGACAACGGCCACUUUUCCAGCCGAUGGUCAGGAACGGGCAGCGGCCGACGGUGCCGCCGCACCGGCCCCGACAGGAUCUUCGGAAACUACCGGCGCACCGGUCACCGGGCCCGGUAACAGCCACAGCAGCAGCACACCGACCAGGCUACUGCAGCAUCGGUUGCGCAUACCUUCGCUGGUCGUAACAAGCUCGCUUUCGCCUUACCAUCCAGGCAAUCUGCUCGCUGCCAGUGCCGACCCUGACCAUACGACGCCCAGGCGGUUCAGUUUUGCGAUCAUGAGACGUCACUCCAAUACGGCACUGAAUCGGUGCGAUUCGAUGGGAUCCUUGGGCCACCGUUCGCUCCUACAGUACCUGGAAACGGAUGAUCUAGCUGGACUAAAAUCAUUCCUUGGCACCCGCCACCUGCAGGUCGACGAUCGAGAUGAGAAUAACACAACGGUGCUGAUGGUCGCUAGCGGCCGCGGUGCGUCCCAUUUCGUGAAGGAACUGCUGUCCCGGGGAGCCGAUGUGCAGGCACAGGAUCUGGACAACUGGACGGCGCUACACUUCGCUGCCAAGGCCGGUCACGUCAGUAUCGUCGAGAUACUGCUGGACAAUGGGGCCGAACUGGAACACCGGGAUAUGGGUGGAUGGACGGCACUUAUGUGGGGCUCGUACAAGGGUCACACCGGUGUGGUGGCGCUACUGUUACAGCGUGGUGCCGAUGUGCAGGCACACGGCAACUACCAUCUCAAUCCCCUGCUCUGGGCAUCCGGUCGGGGUCACACGGAAAUCGUGCGACUGCUGGUCAAUACGGGCGGUGCGAAGGUGAAUGUAGGUGAUAAGUACGGGACUACGCCGUUGGUAUGGGCCUGCCGGAAGGGAAGUACGGAGAUAGUGGAUGUCCUGUUAAAAGCGGGUGCCAAUGUCGACACAGCUGGCAUGUACUCGUGGACACCGUUGCUGGUAGCGGUCAGUGGUGGCUUUCAGGAAUGCGUUUCCCUGCUGUUGGAGCGCAAACCGAACGUGAACGCGCUGGACAAGGACGGCAUGACGGCACUAUCGAUUGCUUGUCGCGAAGGGUUGACCGAGAUAGCGUCGGCACUGAUCGCGGCUGGUGCGUACCUGAAUGUGCAGGAUCGUGCCGGUGACACACCGCUAAUCAAUGCCGUCAAGGGCGGCCACCGGAGUGUGGUCGAGAUUCUGAUGAAGCGCCACGUAGACGUGGACAUACAGGGCAAGGACAAGAAGACGGCACUAUACACGGCGGUCGAGAAGGGUCAUACGGCGAUCGUAAAGCUGAUACUGCAGUCCAACCCGGACCUGGAGCUAUCUACCAAAGACGGCGAUACGGCACUGUUGCGGGCCGUCCGCAACCGCAACCUGGAGAUUGUGCAAAUGCUGCUGGAACGCAAAGCGAAGGUGGGCGCGACGGACAAGCGGGGCGAUACCUGCUUGCACGUGGCAAUGCGUGCGCGCUCGAAAGCGAUCGUGGAAGCGCUGCUAAGCAACCCCAAGUACGGCCAGCUGCUUUACCGUUCGAACAAGGAAGGUGAAACACCGUACGCAAUUGAUGCGACACAUCAGAAAACGAUCCUAGGGCAGGUUUUCGGCAACCGGCGACUGAACGCCAACGAAGACUCGGAGGGUAUGCUUGGGUACGGGCUGUACUCUUCGGCACUGGCGGACGUGCUGAGCGAACCGACCCUUACCACACCGAUCACGGUUGGGCUGUACGCGAAAUGGGGCAGUGGCAAAAGCUUCCUGCUGACGGAACUGCGCGACGAGAUGAAAAACUUUGCCCACUCGUGGUCGGAACCACCGAUCGACGCAUCGUGGCUGUUCUUUCUCAUCAGCCUGCAUCUGGUAAUUGUGAUCGGUACCGUGGUAGGGCUGGCCACGUGGAGCUACGUGUGGGGCAUCGUUACCGGUGCCAUCCUGCUGGUGCUCAUCUACUUUACGGACAUCCUGUUCAAGUUCCUCGAUCGCCGUUACGAUCUCGAAUGGCUGUACUCGCUUAACUACGGUCUGUCGCGAAAGCUCGGUCGGUUACGGCUGAUACUGCAGGUCGCCUUCUGCCAUCCACCGGGUCCGCAGAGUGAUCAGCAACCGAUGCCGGUACGGUUUCACUUUGCCGAAGCGAGCGGUGCUGCACCGAACGGUGAUGCGGCAGUGGCCCUAAUGCUGGCCUCUUUGUUCGAUGCGAUCGAAGCACACUACGGUUCGCUGGCGACCGGGCUUUAUCGUGCCUUUCGACCGAAACCCUUAAAAGCUUCCGGUGGAUGGAAAUGGCGCAAAAUGUGCUGCAUGCCGGUGGUGCUAAUGUUUGAAUUGGGAACGUUAGGCAUUCUGGCUACCGCUUCCCUGUCGAUCGUGUAUUCUGAAUACGGCGUGGAUGAACGCGAUGAGAUAGCGGUGGCAAUUUACAUCCUGCUCGGUAUUCUGCUAGCCGGAGCCAUCGCUAACCUGCACGCCUGGUCGAAACUGAUCGGUGCCUUGUUUAUGUCACAGGGCAAACACCUCAAGCGUGCCUUCAACAGCAACGAAGCGGCCCCACUAACCGCACUCGGUGCCGAAGUGAGCUUAAUGACGGAUAUGGUACGCUGUCUGGACGCGUUUACCGGCCAGCAAAGUCGACUGGUCGGUGUGGUCGAUGCGCUUGACUCGUGCGAUACCGAGCGAACGCUAACGAUUUUAAACGCCGUACAGACGCUGCUAUCCGCACCGCAGCGACCGUUCGUACUGCUGCUAGCGGUUGAUCCGCACGUUAUUGCCAAAGCGGCGGAAGCCAACAGUCGCCGGCUGUUUACCGAGGGUGGAAUCGGUGGGCACGAUUUUCUGCGCAACCUGGUCCACCUGCCGGUGUACUUGCAGAAUUCCGGCUUGCGAAAGGUGCAACGGGCACAGAACACCGCCAUGUCGGCUUACCGGCGUGCCAUGCCGGAUCUGAGCCGGGACGAUGAUCAGCCGCACCUGGGCCAUUCAGCAUCGGCACGGCGGCUGUCAAACGCGUCGGAAAUCAUGUCAUCGCAGGAGAAGCUACGCGCAAUGCCGAGUUCGUCGCGCGGUGGAAGCAAGAAGCUGCGCGUGUCCGACUCGAUUGCCAGCUCGAUCGGUUCCAAUCUGCACAAGCUCGGCCAAAAUCCGCCGGUAGAUCUGUCGAAAAUCAUUCUCACCGAUGACUACUUCAGCGAUGUUAAUCCGCGAAGCAUGAGGAGACUGAUGAACGUUAUCUAUAUUACUGUCCGCUUGCUGAAGGCCUUUCAGAUAGAUUUCAGCUGGUAUCGAUUAAGCUCGUGGAUAAAUCUCACUGAACAGUGGCCCCUGCGGGCUAGCAUGAUCGUGCUGGAACACGACCAAGCCGGUGAUAGUUUCGACGACUCGGUCUCACUUCAAGCCGUGUACGAUAAGGUGCGUCCAAAACUAACGUGCCUGCGGGAAGCAGCAACGUUGCUCGAUCUGGAUCGUGACGAACGUAAGCUGGAUGCCUUUCUGCAGCUUCACAAAUCCGACCUGCUCGUGUCCGAUCUUCGUAUCUUUUUACCAUUCACCAUCAACCUCGAUCCCUAUCUCAGAAAGGUGCUUAAGGAGGAUCAGCAAGCGCUGGAAGACGAAGGAAUCAUCAUACCCAUGAAGACGGUCCUGCCACCAACUAAACCGGCCGGAUUUAUGCCGCAUCAUCAUCGGGCGCAAGGUGGCAGCUUGCUGCAACCGACACCGCAACAUCCUAGCAAUCUUACCAACUGGCCAAACUUUUACAACCCGCAACCGCAGGCAAUGGCACUGAUGAGCUAUUACAAUCAAAACUGGGCCAACUUCCUAAACCCCGGUGCGAAUGCGCUCAUCGGCGAUCCUAUGAACAAACCUGGUACGGUUCCCGGUGGACCUAUAAUAACGGAACAUCCUACGUACGAUCAGCAUUCCACAUUGGCCGGAACCGGUGGUAGUGGUCGGGGUAAGGGCGCGAGCAACAACCACAAAUCCACCAAUGGACUGGCGACAUCGCCACCAAUCGAUAUCGACCUGACAAACGUACAGCUUUCCACCCUAACGGUGGAGCAGCUAAUUGAUCUGCUCGGCCAGGUGAACGAUCUAAAGCCGACAAUGGAGCGUACAGCGCCGAUAUUACGCGAGAACGCCAUUUCCGGUCGGGUGCUGAUGUACUGCAAUCUGGAAGAAUUAAAAUCCGUGCUUCGUCUCAGCUUUGGACACUGGGAAAUGUUUAAGCUGCUGGUAACCGCACUAAGGGAAUCGACCAUUUCCCAACCAUCGAGCCGAAAGCUCUCGAAGACUACAUCGUUCGCGAAGGGAACGAACGAUACGGUGGAGCUGCAGGAACCGAUUGCCCAAUCGACACCACCGUUCGGUUCCGCGUCGAGUAGCUUCCAGCCGAUACGGCAAAAGUCCCAAAAUUUGCUAGAAAAACAGCCAGCAAAAGUGCAUGAUUACGAAUAUCUGCAGGUGACGCUCGAGGAGCAGAUGAUCUGUGGCGCGCUGCAAACACUCAAUGAGGACGCGUUCGAGGAUGUGGUCAGCAGUAGCGAGCGGCCCAGCCCAACCGGUGAGAUGUUUAGCCAGUACCUGGCGCCAAUAAGGGAAAGCUCGGAAAUCGGUUCACCGCCUCGCCUCACUUACAACCUUACUAACCCAAACCUGACCGAUCUUGCCACCAGCAACGGUACGCUGAACGGGGACGACAGUGGUGUCGGUGGGGGCCACCUCGGUCCAACACCACGGUCCGGUUCCGGCCGGCACAGUCGCUCCCACAGCUUGCAUGACGAUGCAUCGCUCACCAGCAUUGUGGUCAUUCCCACCUUCCUAACCACGUCCCCCAGCACCACCACCACCACCGGCAACAUCAACGACACCAAGCUCUAAUUCACGGUGAAUCGAUUCUGCACCCGGAAUGCCGACCCGACCCACCAGCAAAAUGGUCACCAUUUUGGUGAUCGCUGUUGUUGAUGUUGUUGUUAUUUCGUUGUUGUGGUUGUUGUUGUUGAUGAUGGUGAUGUUGUUGUGUUCUGCCGUUUUGGGUAUUGCUGUUGUUUGAUGUGCUUUAAAACAAACAAAAGAAAAACGAAAACAAAAAACUUACAUUCCAACACCGUAGCAUGUGCAAAUAUGGUGCGAACACACACACUAGCUUAUCUUUAAAAAUUGGAAAAACAGGAAUGGAACGAAUAGAAUUGGAAUCUAACCAAACCUUUCAUGCACAUCGCGCAAUCCACGCAACACACACAAUCCCAUAUCCGGCGAGAAUGCGUUAGUAAAAUAGGACGAA
Molecule: messenger RNA, 10095 nt
Organism: Anopheles funestus (African malaria mosquito)
Lineage: Eukaryota; Metazoa; Arthropoda; Insecta; Diptera; Culicidae
Gene: Arms
Product: kinase D-interacting substrate of 220 kDa
Exons: 9
Coding region: 4620-9692 (1690 amino acids)
Molecular function (GO): protein binding
Source: RefSeq, a predicted model, not a curated record